This is a messenger RNA of Ruditapes philippinarum (Manila clam), 1047 nucleotides long. Its product is annotated as transcription intermediary factor 1-beta-like. The coding region runs from base 79 to 1047 and encodes 322 amino acids. The record is from RefSeq and is a predicted model, not a curated record. Gene Ontology annotation, molecular function: zinc ion binding. The transcript has 2 exons. NCBI's taxonomy places the organism in Eukaryota, Metazoa, Mollusca, Bivalvia, Venerida, Veneridae.
AUUCAUGCUUUAAUUUUUUUUUAAAAAUCAUGGCUCAAUCCAGGAUAGACUUCAGUGCUUCACUAACACAGGACUCUGAUGAAGUUCAGGAAAUGUUUUUGUGAACAUUGUGAUAAACAUGACAAGCAAUAUGUUCCUGCAGAGGGAUUUUGUGAAGACUGUGUUGAGUACCUGUGUGGAAUUUGCCUUAAAUUUCAUAAACGAUAUAUGCCUACUCAUACCACAAAGGAUAAUGAUAACAUGCCACAGGAUUUCUGUCUAGAGAAAUGUUCUGUCCAUCAAGAUGAACUAGUUAAGUUCUAUUGUCAAGCUUGUAAGAAAUUUGCCUGUACUGAAUGCAAGACACAAGACCAUGGGAACUGUAGUAUGAUCAGCCAUUUGCCAACUCUUGUUCCCGGAAUUGAAAACAGCCAAGAAAUCAAAGAACUUUAUGAAAAUCUUAAUGAGUUAAUGAAAGAUUUAGAAAAUACAGAAGAGCAAGUGAACAUAAACAAGAAGGAGAUUGCUUCACAAGAAACAAAGAUAUUAGAUAAAGUUAUGAAAAAGAAAAAAGAAAUACUGUCAGCAUUUGAAAAACAUCAGAAAGAAAUAAUUCAAGACUUUGAGAAGAAAAUAGAAGAAACCUUAAAAGGACUUAAACAGGAGAAAAAAGAGAAGAUUGAAAAAUUACAAGAACAUCAAAGGAAACUAGAAAAGUUAUUAAAUGAUGAGGAGAAUGAAAUAAAGAAGAAAAUUGAAAUCAUAAAAAGGAAUGACAAGAAAGUUUUGAAGACGAUUACUGAAGAAACCUCCAAAAUGAAAACAAAACUAAACACUAUAUCACAGAAACUGGUUUCAUCAUCAAGGUCUGGGACAGUGUUUGUAUGCGGAUAUUCUCCACACAAUAUACAUCAAUUAUCAUCUGACCUGACCAAGGUGAAGAUUCUACUGGGUAAAGAACAAGGAAUAAUUGGACCAUCAGGUGUGGCAUACUGCCAGAAUACAAACAGAUUGUAUGUGUGUCAAUAUGCUAAUAACAUUAAAGUGUAUGAUUUAUCACUGGAAUAA